Messenger RNA from Brachypodium distachyon (stiff brome), 8506 nucleotides. Its product is annotated as potassium transporter 1. The transcript has 11 exons. Gene Ontology annotation, biological process: potassium ion transmembrane transport. The record is from RefSeq and is a predicted model, not a curated record. The coding region runs from base 5775 to 8096 and encodes 773 amino acids. NCBI's taxonomy places the organism in Eukaryota, Viridiplantae, Streptophyta, Magnoliopsida, Poales, Poaceae. Gene Ontology annotation, molecular function: potassium ion transmembrane transporter activity. Gene Ontology annotation, cellular component: membrane.
CCUUCUUUCUCUCUCUCUUUCCCUAUCUCUCCCCAUCUCGUAUCUUCCUCCGUCCAGCUCCUCUACUCUCCCGUACUCCUCCUCUCUUCUCCCUCCCUCCCGAUCUCUCCACCUCCUCUCUCUCCCUCCUCAGAGCACCGCGACCCGACUCCAAGGCGCCCCCGAUGGCGGCCACCGACUGCCACGGCGCCACCCCGCCUCCCCACGUCUCCACUAGGCUGCAUCCGGCACGCCGCCGUGGGAUUCGGCCGCCCUCUGGCCGGCGUCACCGGAUCCACCCGCCCUGGAUCCCCGGCGGGCGCCUCUCCCCUUCUCCGACCCCGACCGCCGCCAGGUACGCCAGAUCCGGCGACCUCGACCCUGGAUGCUGCCGGAUCUGGCGCCCCCGACCCCGCGCACCACCGAAUCCCCCUCUCCCUCUCACUGUGUAGGAGAGAUUGGAUCAUGGCGAGGUGUAGGUGUUCAGCACUACGAGGUGAAGUUUAUUUUUCAAGCCCAUCAAUUUUGUUACGUGGUAGGAUGAAAGCGUCAUACACCGUCUGACCACCCCAGACAAAUUGCCCGGGCAUGCACCCCGGUUGAUCUUACUUUAACUCAAACCGAGACGGUGCCUUCGAUGACAUUUGCAUCUACGAUGGUAGCCACGUAAAUCUCCACAUGGAUAUGGCCCCACUGCAUUAGAGAUACAUGGUUAACAUAAAGGUGUCAGUACACAUACCUUUUUGGAUGGGACCCCGACAAACUUUUCUUUUUUCCGUCCUUACUUUUUUGUUCUUUUUUACUUUAGUUCUCAGCCACACAGCAUGCAUAUAUGUAUUGUAACUUAUCAGUUUUUAAGUACACUAUGGUACAUGAGAGUACUUUGUCAGUUUUUAAGUACAUCGUGUACAUGAACUUGUGAGACAAGUACAUUACAUAAUCAUGAAAAAAAUCACAAUAUGUGCAUCAGUCAAAACUUGGUACCUCUUGUGAAACGAGUACAUCGUAUGGUACAUAUGGUACAUCACAUGUACUUUAACUUUUUUGAUGUACCUCGUCAUAUCGAGAUUGUGUACAUCAUGUACCAGGACAAAAUCACUAAGAAACAAAUGAUAGUACAUAGAUCAAAUAAAUUUUAGAAGGUUCCUAAAUCACCGAGGUACAAGAAAAGUUAAUACCUCAAAUGGUACAUGAUGGUACUAAAAAAUCAUAACACAAACAUUCAAAGAAAAACCACAAGAUUCAAAGAAGAAACCAUGAGAUCUCGCAAGGGCCGAGACCACGCAAAAGGGAUGGGGGCGGAGGCCGAAGGAAUCCCGGAGGGGCCGAGACCACAUGGCAGCGGCGACGUCGAGGGAGGCGAGCGGCGAGGUCGCCGGCGUCCACGUCCACGACCACAACGAGCCCUGCACGGCAAGGAGUCGCUAGGCCAAUCAAUAAUUACAGCCGGAGAUCCUGCGAAGGAUGAACAUGCGUGAGGGAGAGAGAAAAAAGAAUAGUGGAGAGAUGAGAGAGAUGGAGUGGGGAAACUAGGCAAAGUAGGGGGCAGCAUGAGGAAUCCGGUGGAGGUGCAGUACAUGGCAGAGGAUUAAGAAAAAGUGGGGACACGUGUGUGGCUAAAACAGUGGAUGUAGAUAGGAGUGGGUGUACCGAGAGAUUUGGCCUGGCUCUGCCAACCGGCUAGCUCCGCUGCUAGAAAUCCUCAUUCUUAUCCCAUGAUUUCGACACAUUAUGCUAGGAAGAACAAUCUGGGUCAACGCUAAUUUACAAAAGGUUGCGCUUUAGAUAGUUUUGAUAUUAAAAAUCUCCAAAAACCAUGACAAUAUGUUAUUUGCAAUUAAGAAUUUUAUGUAUUGUUUGAUGUUUUUCUCGAAUUUUAUGUUCGGUCGGUACCAACUUUGAGAUGACAUCCCUCAGAAGCCCACUGUACAUUAACACAAUGCCAUAGGUACUAAACCCAUUAAACACUAACAAAACUGGUAAAAAAACAUUAACACAGUAGUAGCGAGUUAAUUUUUCCGUUUCUAAAUAUUUAUCGUUGUUUUAGUACAAACUUGAACUAAAACAGCGAAAUAUUUAGGAACGGAGGAGUAUUUUUUUUCCGUUAAAAAGAGCAUGCUUUUUCGACCUGUCAAAAGGGCACGUCGAUGGAUUAUACAUUCAUAAUCAUAGAUCAGGAAAACCUCUCCGUCGUUCCGAUUUCCGAGCACGACUGCUCACUCGGCCCACGGUGCGCGCCGCCCGAUGCGGCCAACCUCCGAAUCCAGCCCUCCGUGCUUCGCGGCGCGCGGCCAAGUGUCUCCUCCUCGGCUCAGGGAAGUUCGCUGCCCUACAAGUACGGGAUGCCGUGGCCAGCUGACCGCUGCUGUCCCCUCUUCCCCACUCCCGCCUUCUUUCCUCCGGUCUCCCCCCUAUCUUCCGCAGUUGUUUGUACGCGACAUUUGCUUCUCGAAGGUAUGUUUUUCUUUUUCUUUUUUGGAAUUGUAUGUAUUAUCUUCUAUGGCGCGCACAAGAUUUGGGGGGCAGUGAUGCAUUUUUUGGUGGAGGUUUUUGUAUUGUAUAUCCGUAUCGUAGCUUAUUCCUGAAUGUUUGGAGUCCCGGAUGCAGCAAACAUGUUUCUAGGUACUGCAAAACAAUGUUGUGAAGUAGUGAACCACCGGAUAGGCAAGUAGUGAUAUCCAUUCCACUGGAUGCAAACUAUUACCUCGAACUCUCGAAGCAUUACUGGUAUGUCUUGGUAAGUUCCAUCGUCCAUGAACCAAAUAGUUUACCUAACUCAACGGGCAAUCCACUUACAUUUCAACACUUCCCAUAUGAUGCCCACUUAUACUUCAACUUUCUCCUCACAUCUUGAAAUAGUGUUAGGAUGUUGAGUUUCAUAUACUAAUCAGUUCACUUAAAACCGUAAGUACCUGACGAAAUGCAAUCAAAUUAAUGCUUGUUUUCUAAAACAAUGUUGCGCCAACCCAUUCCUUGUAGCAUCAAGGCAUUCCUCAUACCACAAUGCUGUAAGUGCAUCUUGUGUUGGUGUUUACAAGCAAUAUAAUAUUCAGGGCCAGAAGUGGUUAUGACCAAACUAUUUUCCAAUCUGCUGGUAUAAGAUAUGUUAAGAGAUGUUACGUGUACAUGCCCUAUCCGCUAUGAUUCUGACUCCGGUGUACUCCCUCCGUUUCGGUAUAGGGGCCGUUCUCCCGAUUCACCGUAACCAAGGAAUGCGAUCACAGGGGCGAGCGAAUCGAACUAGAAAAACAGUCGGCACCAGUGCAGCCUUGAUUAGCGCUAAUCGCGGCCUGGUUGGUCGAGCCCGUUUGUAUUAACCACGCAUGCGAACGUUUCGGCGGCAACUGGGCGAUGGCAGGAGGAGAGUGGCCGCUUAUUUAAUCAGGAAUUUAAUAUUUCCUCACCCCAUAUUAACUGCAAACUGCUUGGGCUUCGUACGUGGAACCAGCAAAACGGCCCGCUAUUCUGGAAAUGGGUAAAAUUAGAGAACAGCCCCCUAUACCGAAAUGGAGGGAGUAUGAGAUAUGGUAUUGCUAAUAUCUAGCAGAAUAAGAUUAUCCGAUUUUCCAGCCACAUUAAUCGGCCCUCCAAAAUAGGAUUGUCUGAUUUUUUUUAUAGGAUUUUAUUUAUGCACUUGUAAUUUGUGGAUGUUACCUUUGUUUAUGAGAUGGCCUUGAGAAUGUUUACAACCUUCCUAUCUUUAAUGUUUAUUACUUGCUGAUUUUUUUGGGGUACAUUUUAGUCUCAUAACAUGUUAAUUGUUAUAUGGCACUUCGUAGUUUUAUCCUUAGCUCUUUUGUCUGUUCUUGAUCCGAAUUACCAUACCAUGCUUGAUAGUUGAUACCGACAUACUGUGUACCCAAAAAAGGAACCCCCCCCCAACUGCCUGCCCUAGGUACGGCACUGCUGUGUAUGAUAAGGUUUGAACAAUAUCCAACUUAACCGCCUUAACCGCUCUGCUUUCAGGUCUAGUAAUAUUAACCGACUGGUUGUUUUGAUCAAGUGGGUUUCUAACUUCCACCAGUUUCUGUUACACAGUUGAAAAAACUAGAAGUGCUUGCUUACAAUAAAUUUAAAAAAAAUCUGAAUAUGAGUAGUCGGUAAUUGUUAAAUCUUUUAGAAAGUGAAGGACACUGGAAUUGUUCAAAAGUUAUUGUUUGACUACUUCAGAGAAUAAGUUAAAUUUUAUUAAUAUUUAUAGAUUCCUUACAUCUGUUCUUUUGCUUAUAACCCAACAAUGGUAACUUUCCAUAUAAUUUUAAAUCCCUUUGUGUUCAUAUCUGAUUGUCAACAAUGGUGUUUCACUUCACUGGAGCUAGGGACCUACGCACCCUGUGCCCUAGCUCAUGUAUGUGUGUGUUGUGUCUGGUCGUCUCCUGAGUUUGUUGUACUGUCGUUCUGUAAAUUACCUUCCAUGCUGUACUGCAGUUCUCCUGCAUGGUUCGGGGAAAAAAAUCGUGUUCUGAAAUUUCUCCUCUAUUAUAGUCAACUCUUAUGUUUUAAAAACUUCAGGUUUUCAAAAAUAUCGGAGUUGACAUAUUAUGAGACAAUGGAUUUGUUUCACAUCGAGGCAAGAAUAUCUUACAUAUGGUCAUGUAUGAAAGCUGGUAGGCUCUUGUGGAUUUUUCUUUUUCUUUCGGGAUUCAGCUCUGAUGACUGGAGAAACAAGUGACCUAUAUGGGACUAAUUACUACAGUGAACUAAGUAAAAGUUUGAAUAGACAACUGCUCUGGUACCAAAAUGUUAUGGGUUUCCUGGUUUGUGGGAAGAAGGUGGAGAUAGUUGUUAGAACUAGGGUUAGAGCAUAGGGGAUAGCAGACCACGUCCCUGCACAUGAUACUUGAGGCUCUGAACUUUCAAGUUUGGGGAAUUUUCUGUAUCCUUCUUGAUUGACUUUCCUACCACAAUUUUUAUAUAGUAGAAAUGGUACGCAGACUGGAACUGGAAAAGAAUGUAGGAUCCUAAUAAUAUUUUUAUAUACUCCCUCCAGUUCAUAAUAAGUGUCUUAGACUUGGUACAACUUUGUACUAAGUUAGUACAAAAUCUGAGACACUUAUUAUGGAUCGGAGGGAAUAGAAAAUUACGUCCAAAGAUAGGCUUGGACUUUCUUGGCCGCCAAUAUUUAGCUGCGAGCCACUUUGAAAUAGUGUCAGGGGGGUAUUAUGUCCGAUUUUGUUAGUUAGGGGUGUGAAUUUUUAGAAUUGUGGAGUGAAAUCUGUACUAUGUCAGGAGUUGAUGGGUGAAAUGGGCUUUUUCCUAAUAUUAAGUUCAGUCUGAAGGUUUCUAUUCAAACUUAGCGUGGACACCUGUAUUAUUAGGAGUUAAAAUUAAGGACAGUUCAUAAAAAUUUUACACAAAAAUUUACAGUCAGGUGCUGCUUUUUAAUUGAGUACCCUUUGUCUCUUUGCAUCCCUUUCCAAAGCCAUGGAACUUUCAUGUCACAGAUUGUUCCCUUGCAGUCUCACACUAGUAUUAAAACCUUCCUUUAUCUAAAUUACUUUUAUGGACCCUCUACAGCUUGGAUGAAACAAGCCAAGGGUGGAUGAUACCUAUCGUCUAUCAAACAUCAUCUCAUCGUCCUCACCACACUGCAUCUUCUUUUAGCUCCAUCUUGUUUGGUCUUGAUUUGCUGGUAUACAUAAAAAAUGAUCUCAGGCUUGGUUGGUCGCACAAUCUGAUCACUGGAGUUUGAAACCAUUGGUGCAUGUACUUAAGGGUCAAAGCCUAGAGUUUGACAAUUCCAAGAAGUCCCUCCAAAAUAUUAGGAGGUGCUCAUAAAUAGAAAGAAAGCACAAAUGUCACUAGAAGUUGAGAACCCAUCGAGCAUCGAGACGACCAAACGGCUUGAGCGCCAAGACUCGCUUUUUGGCGACGCGGAGAAGGUCUCCACUAUCACGCACCAUGGCUCCGAGGGAAAUUGGGCCCAAGUAUUAAAUCUUGCAUUCCAGAGUGUCGGCAUCAUUUAUGGCGAUGUUGGGACAUCGCCGCUCUAUGUGUACUCGAGCACCUUCCCCAAUGGCAUCAAGGACAAGGAUGAUCUCUUGGGUGUCCUGUCGCUCAUCCUAUACACCCUCAUCCUUAUACCGAUGAUCAAGUAUGUCUUCAUCGUGCUCUAUGCAGAUGAUAAUGGAGAUGGUGGCACAUUUGCGCUCUACUCACUUAUAUCACGGUAUUCAAAGAUAAGGCUGAUCCCAAACCAGCAGGUAGAAGAUUCGAUGGUGUCGAAUUACAACAUAGAAUCACCGAGCUCAUCACUGAGGAGAGCACAAUGGUUGAAGGAGAAGCUUGAAUCCAGCAAGGCAGCCAAGAUUGGCCUCUUCACCAUCACAAUCCUUGGCACAUCCAUGGUGAUGGGUGAUGGAACUCUGACACCAGCAAUUUCUGUGCUCUCUGCAGUAACUGGGAUCAGACAGAAAGUACCAAGUUUAACUGAAACACAGAUAGUAUGGAUUUCGGUGCCUAUUCUGUUCAUACUAUUUUCUGUCCAGCGGUUUGGGACCGAUAAAGUCGGGUACUCUUUUGCUCCAAUCAUCUCGGUGUGGUUUGUUCUUAUUGCUGGUAUUGGCAUGUACAACAUCGCGGCGUAUGAGAUCGGUAUUCUCCGAGCCUUCAAUCCAUUGCACAUAGUAGCUUACUUCAGAAGGAACGGAAAGGAAGCAUGGGUUUCACUGGGGGGUGCUAUCUUGUGUGUUACAGGCACAGAGGGUAUGUAUGCUGACCUAGGACAUUUCAAUAUCAGGGCAAUUCAGAUAAGCUUCAACGCUGUCUUGUUCCCCUCGGUGGCACUAUGUUACAUUGGGCAAGCAGCAUAUCUGAGGAAAUUCCCUGAGAAUGUUGCAGACACCUUCUUCAGAUCUGUCCCAGCGCCAUUGUUCUGGCCAACCUUCACUGUUGCCAUUUUUUCGGCUAUCAUUGCAAGCCAGGCUAUGCUCUCUGGCGCAUUCGCUAUCCUGUCCAAGGCCCUAUCACUUGGCUGCUUCCCGAGGGUUCGUGUGGUCCAUACCUCAAAGCAUCAUGAGGGACAGGUGUACAUUCCUGAAGUGAAUUUUCUGAUGGGGCUGGCUAGUAUUAUAAUAACGAUCACCUUCAGAACAACAACUGAAAUCGGGAACGCCUAUGGGAUUUGUGUUGUAACUGUCUUCUCGAUCACCACCCAUUUGAUGACCAUCGUUAUGUUGCUCGUGUGGAGGAAGAACAUCAUCUAUGUCUUGUCAUUUUACGUCAUAUUUAGUUCCAUAGAGUGGCUCUACCUGUCUUCGAUAUUGUCAAAGUUCAUACAGGGUGGGUACCUGCCAUUCUGCUUCGUGCUCAUCCUGAUGGCCCUAAUGGUAACAUGGCACUAUGUGCAUGUCAUGAAGUACUGGUAUGAGUUUGACCACAUCGUUACCACCGACGAAGUUACGACACUUCUUGAGAAGCAUAAUGUGCGGCGUAUCCCUGGGGUGGGCCUCCUGUACUCGGAGCUGGUGCAAGGUAUUCCCCCGAUGUUUCUGCGGUUGGUGCAAAAGAUACCAUCUGUGCACUCUGUCUUUUUGUUCAUGUCGAUCAAGCACCUACCUAUCCCUCAUGUGGCACCCGUGGAGAGGUUCCUCUUUCGGCAGGUCGGCCCCAGGGAGAACCGGAUGUUCCGGUGUGUGGCCCGGUAUGGGUACAGUGAUGUGGCAGAGGAGUCAGGGGACUUCACAAGGUUCCUAGCUGAGAAGUUGAAGAUGUUCAUUGAAAAUGAGAGUGCAUUUGCAGCGAAGAAACCAGAGGAGGAGAACUCUGCAACUGCAGUCUUGGAAGGCCAGACGAGGCCCAGGCAAUCUGCCCGCUCUGUGGUACACAGUGAGGAGGUGAUAGAGCCAAAGAUGAGCAGCCAUGCAAGGAACACCAGUUCAUAUUCGCUUCAAACGGUUGAGGAGGAGAAGCAAUUGAUUGACGCGCAGAUGGAGCAAGGCGUGGUUUAUCUGAUGGGGUCAGCCAAUGUGAUAUCUGGACCCAAAUCGUCUGUCUUACAGAAGGUAGUGGUAGACUAUGUGUAUGCAUUCUUGAGGAGGAACUUGACAGAGGGUCACAAGGUGUUGUCCAUUCCGAGAGACCAACUGCUGAAGGUUGGGAUCACAUAUGAGAUAUAGAGAUGGUAACCCAAAUUAAGAGUCUGCGAGGUGAGACUAACCUAGCCUUUUUUUGUUGCAUUAUAUUGAUCUUAAAGGGUACAGUCUAUCGUCGAUCUGACAAAAGGGCGUCUAGGCUUAUAGUUUUGGCAAGAAGUUUUUUUUGUACUUUGUACAGAAAGAGGUGUUGUCACAACGUGGCAUACAUUAACUAAAAUGGAAAUAGGAAUUGGACUAGUGCAUUUCUUCAUUUUCUUGAAGUUGUUCUAGGAGCAUAGAAAGUCCAUUAAUUAUGGCAUGUUGUCAGGGAGCAUUGUCCUACUGUAUGGAUGUUAGUGAUGCAGUGAUGCUCGUUUUGACAGCAUAUAUGUACUCAAAACUAAACCCUGGUGCAAUCGUGUGUGCAGUAAAGCAAUUUCUUUUGAGCAUCA